AUGGAUAACUCACACCCUCGGAAUCGACGAAUCGUGACCUAUGGCUCUAAUGCCAAAAGUCAACCUCUAUUGAAUACCGAAAAGCCUGUGCGCUCAUCAGCCGCUAGAACGACUCCCAAAGAAAUGCCUUUGCCAAAAUCACGUCUCUCACGGCCAUUCUACACCAAGUUACAGCGCGACAAUAAUGGGGAUACAAAACCGUCUGGAUCGGUGGAAACGACCAAGGCUCGAGGCCUUGCACAACCAAAACCCACCACAGAACCUAAUGUGUAUGACUUUCCCUCUUCAGAUGACGAACAGAUGUCCAUGGUCCGGAGAAAGCGAAGGCGAUACAGCCCCGAUGAAAGCAAGGCAGUUCCUGCGACUAGGCGAUCCGUGAAGCCAAGCAAGGCAGAGAAUGGGGAUCAUAAAGUGUCACCACAAAUGGAGAAGAGGGUAUCCGAUGGCCGGAGUCGAUUGGUCAAAAAGCCAGAAGCCGACCAGGAGACAAGCUCCGCGAGAUCAACAAGGGCGGGGAGGUCUGUGCGGAGCCAGAAUAAGGUAUCUGCUCUCGAGCAUGAAAUGAGAGUAUCAAUCGAUGAGAGCCCGGAGGAUGCAGAGUUCGCGCAAAACAGCUCGCCGGACAUCAACCAAGGCUACACCACUAAAGCGAACAUCACCCCUGGUCGAAGGAGACUGAUUGACUCGCUCGGAAGCACGGAACACCCGGUUGAAAUAUCGCCAGAGAGUCCCGUUCAUAGCCAGCCAUCCCCGGCUCCAACCCCUCCCGACCGAGCUUCGCCAAGUGCGGCUGUGAAUGAGUGUCCUGCCGAAAGCCACACCCAAGGCUCUCCUGCGUCGGUUCCCUCUAAUUUACGAGGUUCCCGGGUCACGUAUGCACGCCAACGUUCUUUUUUGGAUGAUAUGAUUAUGUCAGAGGAUACUUCAGCGCACAAUGCUUCCGCUGGUCCGAAGCACCGCUCUCAAUCUGUCCAACGUCAGUUGAAUUAUGAGGCUACAUCCAGUGCCCGUUUAAUUGUGCCAAAUGAGGAUACCAACGAAGAUGGAUCUGUUCGCAGUAUUCAUGAACUCAGACAAGCCGGAGGAAACGCUCGGUACCGAGGUGCCGUCGAAUCUAUCUUCGAGGACAUCGAAGAUCCUCAAAACUCGUUGACGGGUCGAUGUAAUGCCUUUCUCCAACUGUGUGGCAAACUUCUGGAUCCUGAACUUAAACGGCGGUUUGUGGAAUGCAAUUUUGACAAAAGGCUUGUGGAUUGUCUGUCCAUGGACCUUCAGGUGGUCCCCACUAUUCUGGCUUUCUGUGCCUACGCACUGGGAUCAUCGGAUGGACACAUGUCUUAUGUUCUUGCGACUGCUGCAUGGCCUAAGCUUCUAGAUGCAUCGCCCGCCUUAUUGGUCAUGCAAGAUGAUAUAUCAGUGGCUGCAAGAGCUCAAGCCAGUGGCAUUUCUCGGCCCUUGCAAAAGACACUUCAGAACACUAUUCCACAGAUAGCUGCUAUGCUAUUUCCCAAUAUUGCAUUGUCGAAACUAUCCCCAUGCACUCUCGCGCUGUAUUGCCUGAGGUCGACUAUUUCCACAAUGCGAACCAAAGGCGAGAACCCUAGCCUUUCUACGCCUCUUCUAAAACCGUUGGUCCAAGCGCUCGUGUCUGAAAGCCGACGUUGUGUUUCAUUGGAAAAAAUACACCCAGAGAGCUCUCAAAUACUGUGCAUGGGCUUUUCAAUCUUGGAGGCUUCCACUGCAUUGGCUGAGUCGCUCACAAAAGAGCAUUGGGAUAUCCUAGACCCACUCUCUGAACUUCAUAGGCUGCUCUGUUUGGAGCCGGGCACUGUCAGCCAAAUACAACCCCUCUACAUUCGGCUUAUCUUAAACAUUACCAACAGCAGCCCUUCCCUCUGUGAUAGAUUUGCAACCCUGGAGAUGGUUGGGGGGCUGGUCCACAUUGUCUCUGCAAACUUUGGUGAUUUGACCGAAGACGCGCUUGGACAAGCGAAUAAUCCCCUGGACAGCGUGAUAUUGGCGCUCGGCGCACUUAUCAAUCUGACAGAACAGAGUGAAGCAUCAAGAUCAAUUUUUCUUCACUCUGCUGGUUCUUCAGCGACCUUCCUUGAUCAACUAUUGCAUUUAUUCAUGACUCAUGUCGAUUCCAUCUCCAAGGCUCACUCGGUCUUAGAAGUACACCACAAUGUUGCUGUGGGAUACCUAGCGGUACUUUUACUAACACUCAGUUUGGAUCCUGAGACUCGGUCCAAAAUCAAGAGCUCACUCGCCCCCAACGGAUUGACGGUGGUGAUAUCUACCGUUGAUGAAUUCCUGCAAUACCAUCAGAAGAUUGAACAAGAAAUCUCCACUUUUCCAACCCAGGGACAACCGGCGAGUGGGUUCCUGUCAAGAUUACAAGAACUUAUCACUCGGAUUCGACUGGCAGAGCAAUGA
This is a messenger RNA of Penicillium vulpinum, 2436 nucleotides long. RefSeq names its product WAPL family protein. The transcript is spliced from 2 exons. The coding region runs from base 1 to 2436 and encodes 811 amino acids. NCBI's taxonomy places the organism in Eukaryota, Fungi, Ascomycota, Eurotiomycetes, Eurotiales, Aspergillaceae. The record is from RefSeq and is a predicted model, not a curated record.